UAGUUCGACCCAUUCCCAUUCCCUCCAAAUCCCGUCAGUCAAACUUUUCUUACCCCCCACACGUACAACCCGAACCCGCUUAGUCAUUUCAAAUUCAAGUAUAUAGCGUACAUUGAUUUUGGACGAGUUAGCCACAAUGUUCAUCCGCGGAGAUGCGCCACAGGCUUCCCGGGGCAAGAUUCCCCAGAUCCCCAGCUCCAUGACGCCCUACGUGGCGGCAGUGAAGCGCGGACCCUACACAAUGACCAAUCCGGUGUACAACACCCACAACCCCAACCUGGUGGGCUUGGAUGGCCAGGUGGAGGAGUCCCGGCCCAAGCACACCUUCAAUGUGAAGAGGCAGGAGCUGGAGAGCAACUACAGGCACCACCAGCGCCUGAUCCCUGUGCCCACUACCCGGAGGACGAUGCCCAAGACCCGAUCCCACAUAGUGAUGAACGAGCAGCGGGAGCUGUAUCGUCAGCACCGCGAUCGAAUGUCCAACAUCAAGGGCAAGGUCAACACCUAUCUGCCGCCCCCGAAGGUCCAGAUCGAGGGCAAUGGCAUGGAGCUGUCCUACAUGGAGAUGCUGACCGCACUCUACAAGAAGAGCAACAACACUUUGCGGACCUUCACCAAGUCGCCGGAGCGACUGGCGGCGGGCAGGUGGCGGAAUGCCAGCUUGGCCCGGGAGAAGGAGCGCCGCCAGCUGGAGAAGAACAAGGAGUUCCACAAGGGAGGCGGGCUGUUUGACCCGGAGGCGGGCAAGUCAAAGCGCUACAAGCCCAAGUCCUCGGGCUCCUUCAGCUGCGAGAUUCCCAUGCACGUGCUCCAUCGCUACGAGAACUUGAUGGACCAGUGCGACGUGGGCGUUCUGUGCAAGCUGCUGCGUCCGCAGAUCUACCUGGACAUCGAGGUGCGGGAAGCCCGCAUCCAGGGCAGGCUGAUCAUCCAGCUCUUCACCGAGGCCUGUCCGCAGGUGGUGCUGGAGUUCAUGAGGAUCUGCACCCAGAACAACAGCAGCGCCAUCGUAUUCAACCGCGCCCUGGCGCCCAUUUGGAUGGAGGGACGACUGGCCAUGGAUCCGCAGAGAAGCACCGAGCUGACCAACAUCGAGCACGACUUCGAGGUGCUGAACCACGGAGUGGACGCCGGAAUCCUCUCCUUUCCCAGUCGCUAUGUCAGGGGAAACGCCCGGACUGCCGUCAACUUCACCAUCAGCUUUAAGCCCCUGUCCAUCCUCAACGGCAGGAGGAUCGCCUUCGGGAAGGUUCGCAAGGGCAUGCAGCUCCUGGAGAGGAUUCAGGUGGCCGUCGGACACCUGCCCAUGAGCCACAACUUGAUCUCGCUGACGGACUGUGGAGUGAUCUGAACGGUGUAAAAUUCCCAG
Drosophila mauritiana is the source of this 1369-nucleotide messenger RNA. RefSeq lists its product as uncharacterized. Gene Ontology annotation, biological process: protein peptidyl-prolyl isomerization. Gene Ontology annotation, molecular function: peptidyl-prolyl cis-trans isomerase activity. NCBI's taxonomy places the organism in Eukaryota, Metazoa, Arthropoda, Insecta, Diptera, Drosophilidae. The record is from RefSeq and is a predicted model, not a curated record. The transcript has a single exon. Bases 137 to 1351 code for a protein of 404 amino acids.